AUGGAGAGCACAAGAGUGUUUGUCUCGGGCCUCCCGCCGACUUUAUCCAAUGAGCAACUCAAGAAACACUUUGCAACUCGCUUCCAGGUUACGGAUGCUCAUGUCCUGCCGAAACGCAAAAUCGGCUUCGUGGGCUUCAAAAGCCCCGAAGUCGCCCAACAGGCUGUUUCCUAUUUCAAUAAGACAUUUAUGAAGAUGUCUAAGAUCUCAGUAGACAUUGCUAAACCAAUUGAUUCAGAGCCUACCAAUGAUUCCAGAAAAGCCGACAAGAACAGUAGAACACCUCUUCCUAGUGAUGCCUCCGGAAGUACUCUCAAGCGUAAACGCGAUGGGGGAAAUGCCCCUCAGGAUCCCAAGACGCAAGAGUAUCUCUCCUUGAUACAACAGCCAUCCAAAACUAGAACAUGGGCGAAUGAUGAUCAAAUACCUGCCCCGCUUGAAACAGACUCACAUUCAAAAGAGCAGCCUGCGGAAGUUGAUGGUGACACUCAGGAGGAAUUGACCUACGCCCAGAGGAAGAAGGCGAAAAUGGGUCGGGAUCCGAGGGAGAACUCGCAUACUUCAGAGAAUGCUGGCUAUUCACCGACAGCUGAUGAGGACGUUCAGCCUGUACCCGAAAAGGAUCAAGAGGAGCAAGAGUCCCAGCAAGAGGACCAACCCCCGGCGCCUGUGUCUGACUCUGAUUGGCUUCGGUCAAAGACAAGUCGUCUCCUGGGCCUCCUCGACGAAGAUGAGCAGGCUGCUUUUGAGCAACCCGCUGCACCCGUGAACGAUACGCCGGCUGGUGGCUCGGAUGUUGACAUGCCCAAUGCUCCAAGUCCCGAGAGGCCAGCCGUGAAUGACUCGGAAAAAGCGCCUACAGCUGCAGAGGUCGACAUAAACAUCGAAAACAUCCGCAUUUCAGCACGACUCUUCAUCAGGAACUUGUCCUACGAGACAAGAGAGUCUGAUCUCGAGCCGUUGUUUUCGCCAUUUGGAAAGACAGAAGAGCCUCCAUUGAAACAAUUGCUGAUGUUUCAUUUCCUCCAGAUUCAUGUUGCUUUCGAUACUCGAUCCACCAUCAGCAAGGGAUUUGCCUAUGUUCAGUAUGCUGAUCCGGACUCAGCUGUUGAAGCGUACAAAAACCUCGACGGAAAACACUUCCAGGGUCGAUUAUUACAUAUACUGCCGGCGUCACAGAAGAAGACAUACAAGCUGGACGAGCAUGAGCUCUCCAAGCUGCCGUUGAAGAAACAGAAGCAGAUUAAGCGAAAACAAGAUGCAUCCUCUUCAACUUUUAGCUGGAAUUCGCUAUAUAUGAAUGCGGAUGCUGUCAUGUCUUCGGUGGCGGAGCGGAUAGGUGUUUCCAAAGCUGACCUGUUGGAUCCUACCUCUGCGGAUGCUGCGGUCAAGCAGGCCCAUGCUGAGACUCACGUAAUCCAGGAGACGAAAGCUUACUUCAAAGCAAAUGGCGUAAAUCUGGACGCCUUUAAAGAGCGAGAGCGUGGAAAUACGGCAAUUCUCGUAAAGAACUUUUCGUAUGGCACAAAGAGUGAAGACUUGCGCAAACUGUUUGAACCCUUCGGGAAACUCACCAGGCUAUUGAUGCCCCCGAGUGGUACCAUAGCCGUUGUGGAAUUUGCGCGACCUGAUGAAGCGCAGAAGGCCUUCAAAGGUCUCGCAUAUCGCAAACUUGGAGACUCGAUUAUUUUCCUAGAAAAAGCACCAAAGAAUCUCUUUGAUGCAAAUGUUUCACCGCAAGCGCCGCUGCCUGAAGCUAAAACCGUUUCUCAAGGUUUUUCAACUGCGGAUACUUUUGCAGCAGACGAAGGUGAUGAAGAAAACUUGGCCACUGCGACGCUAUUCGUCAAGAACCUCAACUUUUCUACAACUAAUCAGUCCUUAGUAGAAGCCUUUCGGCCACUGGAUGGCUUCGUUUCUGCUAGGAUAAAGCUCAAACCUGAUCCUAAGAACCCCGGCCAAACACUGAGCAUGGGUUUCGGUUUUGCCGAUUUCAAAACCAAUGCCCAGGCCCAGGCUGCUCUUGCUGUGAUGAAUGGCUAUACCCUUGACCGACAUGCAUUGGUAGUUAGAGCAUCCCACAAAGGUAUGGAUGCAGCAGAGGAAAGAAGACGCGAGGACACAGCAAAGAAAAUUGCUGCACGACGAACCAAGAUCAUCAUCAAGAACUUGCCGUUCCAGGCCACGAAAAAGGAUAUCAGAUCGCUUUUUGGCGCGUAUGGCCAGCUCCGUUCUGUGCGGGUCCCGCAGAAAUUCGACCGGUCUGCUCGUGGUUUCGGUUUUGCUGACUUCGUAAGCGCUCGCGAAGCGGAAAAUGCCAUGGACGCGCUGAAGAACACGCAUCUUCUUGGCAGAAGAUUAGUAUUGGAAUUCGCGAACGAGGAGGCGGUCGAUCCGGAGCAGGAGAUCGAGAGGAUCGAAAAGAAGGUAGGGGAGCAGCUGGACAGGGUCAAGCUCCAAAAGCUCACGGGAGCCGGGCGCAAGAAAUUCACUGUAGGGGCCCAGGACGAGGAAAGCUAA
This is a messenger RNA of Aspergillus versicolor CBS 583.65, 2520 nucleotides long. It is a transcript of the gene mrd1, whose product is annotated as RNA-binding ribosome biosynthesis protein MRD1. The transcript is spliced from 4 exons. Gene Ontology annotation, cellular component: ribonucleoprotein complex; cytoplasm; nucleus. Gene Ontology annotation, molecular function: mRNA binding. Lineage: Eukaryota; Fungi; Ascomycota; Eurotiomycetes; Eurotiales; Aspergillaceae. The record is from RefSeq and is a predicted model, not a curated record. Bases 1 to 2520 code for a protein of 839 amino acids.